GUAAUACGACAACUGAAAACUUUCUGCUUGUUUGGAAUUUUCGAAGCUUCAGAUGGCAUCAAGAGCACCAAUGAUUCCCAUAUGAAGAUUUCCCGGUUGCUUUUUCAGGCUCAGAGGCUACGACGAGUUUCAUGGCACGUGACAGUAGUGGUAACGAGUGAUGAUCCAGCCUUCCUUACCGCCUUCGCUAACAUAACCUACAACAGCAGCCUUCUCGUUGCUGAGACGAAGCUCCUGGCUGUCACCCGUCUACCUCUCUCUCAGCUGGACAGCCUUCAGAAGACUUUCUCUCUGAAGAAUGCCAUGUUGCUUGUCAACAGCAACUCGAACACACUUAGGUCCAGUUUGUACAUAUAUCUGCCAUACAGUGCGCCUUGCUCCCCGGCAGUGAAGGUAGCGGACUGGACGCCACAACGAGGCCUUGUUCUCACAUCCCACCUACCACUCUUCCCUCAUAAGUUCUCCAAGUUUGCCCACAAGCCCAACCUGCGCGUGGUGUCGGUGGAGUUCACGUCUCAUAACCUGGUCCUCCUCGACGACCCGGAGGCGCCUGGCAAGAAGCGCAUCACGUUUCAAGGAAUCAUGGCAAACGUCAAUGAUUACAUUGCUCAAGGCCUAAACUUUACACGAGCUAGCUGGGGAUCAAGAAAGCAACGGAACCUUCAGGCCAUAUUGGGCGGGGAUGACAACAGGGGUGAGAAACAUAGUUUACUGUCACUGGAUGAUGAUAGUAAGUACUACAACUUGGCUAAUGAUAAAAGUUACUACAAGCCUUGGGGGGCUGAUAUUGGUCUAGGACCAUUCGGUCUAACUGCAGUGCGCUACGAGGUGGUCGACUACACUUAUCCGGUUGACAUUGCAUCCAUGAAGCUCCUGGCUGGUCGUGGACGGGCAGAAGUCGAUCCCUGGAACUUCCUGCUGUCCCUGGCGCCACUGGUGUGGGCAGCCACCCUGGUGGCGCUGCUGGGACUGCUUGCUCUUUAUUACAUGUUUCAUGCGUGCUUCUCCAAGGAUCAUCAUUUCAUGGAAAAUGCCAGUAGUUUAAUCAGAGUUUUUCUGCAACAAG
Molecule: messenger RNA, 1066 nt
Organism: Cherax quadricarinatus
Lineage: Eukaryota; Metazoa; Arthropoda; Malacostraca; Decapoda; Parastacidae
Source: RefSeq, a predicted model, not a curated record